AUGUCCGUUAGCGUGACCGUACACGAAAUUCGGCCACCGUCGCCGAUCGCCGAUGGGCUCCGAAAUCCGCUGGACGAUCUGGAGACGGUGCGAAAAGCGGCCAACGAAAAGCUGCGUAUCCGUCGGUUGGUGCAGGUUCGGCAACAAUCAAAAGAACUGGCCGCCAAAGUACGCCAGGGCUACCAGCAAGCGAAGGAGAAAGAGUUGGCCAAAAUUGAGAAAACGAAGCGCGAUGAGGUGCAAGUGUGGAAGAGGCAACAAAUCCGGCACCUGCAGACCGAAUAUGCGCGGUGCGUCAGUGAGGUCGGGGAAGCGCAUAAAGCGGCCGAAGCCGCGGAAGAGUGUUCAGUUUGGUUUGAGGAAAAGCGCGCCGCGCAGCAAGCGGUGGCCUUGCAGCGCGGACGGCACGCGGAAGAAACGGUUGCCCGCGAACGGGAUCGCAAAGAAGCGGCGAAUGAAGCGAAAAAGAAAAAGAAGUAUGUCCCAUCGAAAUCGAUUGCAGUUCAAACGACCAUCGCCAUACCAGAGCCAGAGCCCAUUCCUGGGCCCAGUAAAUCGCACGCCCAAGAAUUGGCCACCGGGCCCACCGGUACGCUUAGUCCGUUCGAACAGUUUCGUCUUACGAAGGGAAAAAGUAGCCUGGCCAAGGAACGUGCCGUUGCUUCGAUUUCUUCGGACUUUGAAGAUGACGAACUUUGCGGUAUCACAGGUAGGGCCGACAAGGAGAAUGUGCCGGCUGGUGGCAAGCGGUACAGUGCGACCGAUUUUACCUCACCCAGCGCCGAUGGCCAAUCGGUGCCACCGCAACGAUUGAAGCCGUUUACGCAAAUUUCCGACCUCAUUCAACAACGUCGACAACAGCGACAGGACGAUCGACAACCGACGACGUCGAAAGGACCGUACGGCAGUGGUGGAACGCAGAAAGCUGUUCAGUUUGACGAUCUCAGCGAGUACAAUACCCUCUCCUUUCCCACGAGCUCAGUCAUGACGAACGACGAUGCGUUGCGUCCGACUCCGAGGGUCCCCGAAACGGACGAUGAGCUGCCGCGAAAGGUUGCACCGCAGCCGAAAGCUUCAAACCACGAGAAGCCGAUCGUGAAACGUGGCAAAGCCGCACUACCGACGGAAGCACGUCGGACAAGCAGUUGCGGUCCGACAUCCGGUUCGUCGGUGUCGUACGGGGCGGACACGAAGGUGCAGUAUUACGAUCACAAUACCCGCUUCCGGAAGGAGUACGAUCAACCGAUUGCCUUCGUGCGGCGAGAAGAGCACCGAGAGGACGAACGGAACGCUAUGGAAGAAGCGAAUCGGUACGAAAAACUGCAGCAGGAAUUAGCAAACGCAAGAAGCAUUCCCACAGUGGAUCGCGGCAAGCCGGCUCUUGAGAAGCAGCAAAUACGAAAGGAUUACGAAAAACUGUCCCACGAACUCGACCACCUGACGAGGGAGCAGAAUAGGUUAAAAAGUCUAGCAGGGCCCAGUAAAAGUCAUCCGACUGAGGCGGUGAUCAAGCAGAAAGCAGCGGCGCGACAACGUAAAGCAAGCGAAGCGAUAGAAAAUUUACUUCGCCAUCGUUCGCUGGUGACAUGUCCGGUGGUUCGUCAACCGCAGGAUGACUCCGCGAGGGCGACCGCGCAUCCGGCCGCAAUAAACGUGGCCGAGGGCAGUCGCAAUGCCAACGUUUCCAGCGACAGCUGCGCCUCAAUUGUGUUGGGAACCUUCGAACGGCCAGCGAUACCUUUGCCGGUAGAUAAGGCACCAGGAGUUGAUGUUGGAGAUGCCACUGGGUUGGACAAAAUCACGCAAUUGAAAGCACUUUUGGAGCAAUUGAACGAACAACGGAAGCUGCUGACGGUGGAGAUCGACAAAGCGACCACUAAGGUGGCACUAGAUGCGGAACGUACCGCGGACAACAGUGGCCAUGGGACGGCAGCAGUAGUGGAGUUGGAAAAGUUGAAACGUCGCCAGGAGGAACUGACCGCACAGCAGCAACUGUUACAGCAGCGCGAGCGUGAAGUGGAGGCAUUGGGACGCGAGUUACGCGAGAAGAUGGCCAUGCUAGAUCGCAAAAAACGACCCGGUGAUGAGAAGGAAAAAGAGCGGACCAGUAAACGGGAUACACACCCUAAACUACCAACGGUACAUGUCGCUGCGAAGGGUCAGAAGGAUAAGAUCGAGGUGGAAGUUGAGCAACCGUCGACUGCCAGUACUGCCAGUAGCGGCAGCAGCAGCAGCUGUGAAGUGAGUGGUAUUUCCGGUUCCGAGAUUCCUGUAAAAAUCAUCAUCACCGUAAAUGAAAAACCAAGCACCAAAAAGUUGAAGCACAAAAAGAAGAACAAAAUGUUAAACAAAUCCCUGAAAAAGAUGAGCAUCGAAUCAUCGGAUCCUCCGCCUGCCAAACCGACGAUCGUGGAGCACCCGAAAGGGGCGGAACCGACCGUCAAACAGGUUACGGAAGGUGAUUUCUCGCUCGGCAGUACUUCGACAUCGUCGACGGUCUACCGUUCGUUGCCACCCAAAAUUGGUCAACUGAAGAUCAACCAUCUUCUCGAAAAGCUUCAGCCGGAACACGCGCAUUCAUCGCGUCCCGUAACGGGUAAACCAAAACAUCAGUUACGUAAAAGGGACACAAACCCUGCAGCGGUACCUCUGGCGACGGCACGACCGGGCACAAAUUUGAAUCCCCAUCUGAUGCGCUACAUUGUACGGUUGCUGGGAAUGUCUCAUCAAUCGAUCGAUCAACUCGGCGUUAGUUCGAGCACCGUUUCCACCCCGAACGCUUCGGUUGUGAACGUUAGCGCCAACAGGAGUGGUGGUACCGUGGUUGCACCAACGAGCGACGAUCUUGAGCGUUCGGCUCGGUUGCGAAAGUUUAUCGAUGAUAACUACAACUUUCUGCAGGAGAUUGACGACACACUUCGACGGCACUCUGAUCAGUCAGUUAGUAGCAGUAGUGGUGCGGGACGGAACGAUCGUAGCACGAUCGAGGGCGAUCGGAACGAUACCAUAAUAGAUCCGGAGGUAAGCCGGGUAGAGGACGUAUGGAUGAGCACACUGAAGCGUAGGGAACAUGCAAUGCGAAAAGGUAACGAUAGGAAGGAUGAGACCCGCGAUAAAACGGAUGCAAGUAAGCCAAAGACCAAAAGGAAAGUAUCCGAAAAGGCUACUACAGAGACACCAAUGACUGUUAUGAUUCCCGCUCCUAUACGUGCCGUGGCCGAACAACCGAUCGUAGCACCUCGAUCGUUUGGCGCACCGAUUCAACCACGAGCCCAGGAACCAAACCCAGUGAAAGCGACGUCUCUGAAAUCUAUCCUCAAAUCUCCCAAACGCGAUCCACCAGCCAGAUUAGCGAAGAUCAUCACCCCUCAGGGUCACGUUGAAGUGAUCAAUUUGAGCGAUCAUGAGGAGCAGGAAAUACUGGAGCGAUACUCGCAGCUAACCGAACGGGGCAGUCAGCGGAUCGCGGAACUGUCGCAGAUGAUCUCGCAAGUGCGGGAAGAGAAACGGCGACUGAUCGAGGACAGUUUGUCUUCGUUCGAGCAGCAAGAAUCGUCUACCAAAUACAUGGAUCUGCCGCCGUCGAUAGGGAGACCAUCGGGCACGGUUUCUUCCGGUGCUCCCAAUCAGCAACUGGCUGCUCCCGUUCCCGCGCCAGCGGUACCUGUUACACAACCGAUCCCAUCACCACCGAUGCCAUCAGCCGUUCAGCUUGAUGAUCCCGUCAGUGAGGAGAUCGAUAACAUAAUCUCCUCGAAACAGAUCGGGCUCAGCAAGGACAGUGGCAUUGCCAUGUCGCGUCCUCUAACGGCUUCCGAUAUCCGCGAAAGCCCGUCCGAAGAAGGGAGCCAAGCGAAAGAGCCGCCACCAUUCGAACCAUUCCUGAAAGACAUUCCCAAACCUCCACCGUCGCUGUUCUGGGAGGGUGCCACGGCCUUGAAAGUGCCACAUGGGGUCGCCCGUAGAGCACAACCAGCACCAGCGCCACCCGUUGCGAUCACUCGCUACAGUCCACACCUGGAGGAAGCUCCGAUGCACGAGCUGUCUACCAUUCCCGAGGUCGAAACACCGGCUGCGGCCACGACGAAAGCGAACGUAUCAUCGCUUUCGGCGUCCGGCCCAGACCGUCCGCCGGAUGGCCGAGCGGAACAGGUGUUGAUAGAAGCCCGCAACAAGCUGCUCACCGAGGCUGCCGCGGAGGCUGACCUUUCGGUUCCAAAUCUCGGCUACGAUCGGUUUCCAGUGUUUGAGGAGUACGUCCGCCAAACGGAGCAGGAGAAUGUACCGACCAACGACACGGCCGAUCUGCGAUUAAACGUAACCGGCGAACGGGCGCUCACCAAUCUGUUGCAGUAUCGUCGCUUUGCUGGUCCAGCUCCGGCUUUUGACAUCACAGAAGAUCACGCUGGUUCCACGUCGGAGGCUAACGGAAGUGACGGAACGCUGCCCGAUGUGGUGGCUGAAUUGCGGAAAUUGAACAUCGUCAUGAAACCGUUCGAUCAUUCACUCGACGACUCCAACCGAUCGACCCCGUUUUCGGAUCAGGCCAGUGGCCAGCAGGGGCCUUCGACGCAGAAAGUUCAUGUGAUUAAUCCAGCACCAGCCUCCGAGGGUAGCGAAGUUCCCGGAGAACUUAUGGAGCUGCUCUCUACUUCCCUCGGUCCUGAUCUGGAGCGUGUUUCCGGCCUACAGUGGCUGUCAUCCAUGCUACGCCGGCAUCAACAGCAGCAACACCCGCAUGGAACCGAUAACUCGAGCACCAGUUCUUCGAUGUCGUUGGUUGAAGCUGUCAAAGACCGUCGUCAAGGUUUGCAGCCACAGGAAACCGACGGCAGUUGCGGUAGGCCACUGAAUCUGUCGAAAUUCAUCCAACGCGAACUGCUGAUCCGAACGCUGCAGUCCUCACUUUCGUCCAGUCCCGUUUCGCACAGCACACUGCUACAUUCACUGCUAGACCUUAGCAACGUAACGAGUUCCGGCGGCCGAACACCAUCGCCGAAGGGAGAGCUUCUUUCGCAUACGCAAGCAUCGGACCGGAACGUGCAGCGUACGUCGACACCGGUGGCCAGCAAAUCGAUUACCAGUGGCACCAGUGGGCAUCCGAGAGGGGCACCUACUGGCGGAGACAGCGCUGGCCAGGAGGUGUUAAGCAAUGUGACUACCGGCGGUGCACUGUUUUCUAGCGAAUCUCGCAUCUCGUCAGUCCAUUGGAGCUCGUCAUCCGGCAGCUCGGAAGGGAAGCUAGCGAUACCCGACGUGAGGCUUGAGCGGAAAACACAGUGA
This is a messenger RNA of Anopheles cruzii, 5283 nucleotides long. RefSeq lists its product as uncharacterized. NCBI's taxonomy places the organism in Eukaryota, Metazoa, Arthropoda, Insecta, Diptera, Culicidae. The coding region runs from base 1 to 5283 and encodes 1760 amino acids. The record is from RefSeq and is a predicted model, not a curated record. The transcript is spliced from 4 exons.